CGAAGAUGCCUCCAGCCUUCGUCCUGCGGGCCGGCGGGAGAGCCGGGGCUGCAGCUGCGAGACGGAGGAGGAGGGCGGCGCGGCGGGCGCCGGCAGGCUGCUUUGCCUUGGGCCUCUUUUGGCACAUCUGCUCACUCAUGUGUGAGUUGAAGUCCCCACUCCCUUCCUGGUGAGAAUUUUUUGGAGAACAGAAGAAAGAGCCACUUCUCUUUGAAGAUGAACUCCACCGACCUCCUUCAGAACUCCACCAACCUCUUUCAGAACACUCCCAAUGCCACCUUGCUCCAUGUGCCUCGUUCACAGGGAGGGAACAGCACCUCUGCCAAGGAGGACCCUCAGGACAUGGUCCACAUGGCCACCCUGGUGACCUGCAUUUUUCUGCUUGCUGUCAUUUUCUGUCUGGGCUCUUAUGGCAACUUCAUUGUCUUCUUGUCUUUCUUUGACCCAGCCUUUAGGAAAUUCAGAACCAACUUUGAUUUCAUGAUCCUGAACCUUUCUUUCUGUGACCUGUUUAUUUGUGGAGUCACAGCCCCCAUGUUCAUCUUUGUGAUGUUCCUCAGCUCAGCUGGUGGCAUCCCAGAUGGGUUCUGCUUCACCUUCCACCUUACCAGUUCAGGCUUCAUCAUCAUGUCCCUGAAGAUGGUGGCCCUGAUUGCCCUGCACCGGCUCCGGAUGGUUCUGGGCAAACAGCCUAACCGCCCUGCCUCCUUUCCCUGCACAUUGCUCCUCACCCUGCUUCUCUGGGCUACCAGUUUCACCCUUGCUACUUUGGCCACACUGAGAACUAAUAAGUCCCACCUCUGUCUUCCCAUGUCCAGUCUGAUGGCCGGGGAAGGGAAAGCCGUUCUGUCCCUCUAUGUGGUUGACUUCACCUUCUGUGUCACUGUGGUGUCUGUCUCCUACAUCAUGAUUGCCCGGACCCUUCAGAAGAACACUCAAGUUAGAAAGUGUCCUGUCAUCACAGUCGAUGCUUCCAGACCCCCGCCUUUCAUGGGGGACCCUGCCACAGGUAGGGGAGACCCAAUGCAAUGCUCCAUGCCAGCUCUGUAUAGGAAUCAGAAUUACAACAAACUGCAGCAUGUUCAGACACAUGGAUACACCAAGAAUCCCAGCCAGCUGCCAAACCUUGCGGCCAGCCGACUCCAGCUGGUGUCAGCCAUCAACCUCUCCACUGCCAAGGACUCCAAAGCGGUGAUCACCUGUGUGAUCAUAGUUCUGUCUGUCCUGGUGUGCUGUCUUCCACUGGGGAUCUCCUUGGUGCAGGUGGUUCUGUCCAACAAUGGGAACUUCAUCCUGUACCAGUUCGAACUGUUUGGGUUUACCCUUAUAUUUUUCAAGUCAGGAUUAAACCCUUUUAUAUAUUCUCGGAACAGUGUAGGGCUGAGAAGGAAAGUACUCUGGUGCCUCCAGUACAUUAAUCUGGCUUUUUUCUGCUGCAAACAGAAGACUCGUCUUCGAGCCAUGGGUAAAGGGAACCUUGAAGUCAACAGAAACAAAUCCUCCCAUCAUGAAACAAACUCUGCCUACAUGCUGUCUCCAAAGCCACAGAAGAAAUUUGUGGACCAGGCUUGUGGUCCAAGUCAUUCAAAGGAAAGUGUAGUAAGUCCCAAAGUCUCUGCUGGACAUCAACACUAUGGUCAGAGCAGCUCGACCCCCAUCAACACACGCAUUGAAGCAUACUAUAGCAUCUAUAACAGCAGCCCUUCCCAGGAGGAGACCAGUCCAAGAGAGUUACAGCCCCUAAACUCUUUUGGAUUUGCGAGUUCAUACAUUGCCAUACAUUAUCAUACCACGAAUGACUUAAUGCGAGAAUAUGAUAGCACUUCAACCAAGCAGAUUCCUAUCCCCUCUGUUUAAAGUCUAGAGAAUUUUAUGCUAAUGGUUGUUUCUAAAUACAUACUGAUUGAUUUCUUUUGAAAACAAAUUCUGAGGUCAGUGACAAACUAAAAUAUGGAAAGCCAACUAGCUUAAAAGUUGGCCAUUUUUCAUUUGUUUGAAAUAUUAAUAUCUAGAUGUGCUUUGUAGCCUCUUGGCAUUUUAAGAUUUGAUGUACAAGUUGUUUUAGAUUUUUUUUUUACCCUGACCUCUGACACAGUCUUUUGUACACCUUUUACAAGAUGUCAGGAGCAAUUUUACCACUGGGUGGAAGUAGGAAGGCCACUGUACAGUCCUUGGAGUCAGUAUGAUAGGUCUUCAAAGUAGCAUUUUCUGAACUGUUUUAAAGGGGAAUUUUAAAAAAGAAUUUGCUGAAACGUUUUUAUAAGAAUAUGAGAUUUUAGUAUCUGAAGUACUAAAAUAAGAUACUUUUUCUAGGUAGCAGGUUAAUUUGAAUAAAUAUUCUAUUGUUAAAGGAGAAAAUUAGAACCUAUACUUCUGUCCUUAACCAAACAGUCUCACACAGCAUUAAGUAACUUCCUUUUAUGAGACAGUCACCUAACAAUGUAGAACUAUGGUUACUGUCGUAUCUUAUUAGAGACAGUAAUGUUUGGUGUCAGUUGAGCAGCUAUUUCUGUUUGUCUUAAAAGGAAAGCGGUUGUACUUGUUGCCAAUGCUCUGCUCUGUUCCAGAAAAGACAGCUCUCUAGAGGAGGAGCACCGUCCUGCCAGCAGGCACUGUGCUCAUCAAGGGAGGGACUUGUUAUGUGAAAGGCAGUGUGGACUAUGGUCAUGAAUUAGGCAAACUUUUACUUAACAAGGCACAGAGAUGUGAUUGACAAAGUUCUGACUUUUCUUUUCUUUCUGGGGUAAGGGGAGGAGUUGAGGCAGGGUCUCACUCUAGCCCAGGCUGACCUGGAGCUCACUCUGUAGCUCCAAGAUGGCCUUGAACUUCUACCUCCGCCUCCCUUGUGUUGGGAUUAAUGAAGUGAGCCACCACACCUGGCUUUCUGUGUAAGAGUUUAGUAGCCACCUAACAGUAUUCAUAUAACUAUUUAGAAAUAAUUUCUUUUUAAUAUGUUGCUAUGAUAAGAAUAAUUGAUAAGGUGAUCUAUUUUCAAACUAUGUUUUUCUCUUUUUUGUAAUAUGAGAGACUGAACCCAGGGCCUUGUGCAUGCUAGGCAAACACUUUACCAUUAAACUGUGUCUCCAGGCCCAAACUAAUUAUUUUAUUUCUCCCCCAUUAAUCUUUACCUGGAUAUGCGUGACUAAAUUAAGUAUUUUUACAUCUGAAACUGAUUUUAUUACAUAAUCUGUGAUUCCUAGAAUAACAACUAUGAAGUCAUAUUUUUAUAUAAAAAUAAUUUUAUUCAUACAGUUAGUAUUUGAAGUCACUAGAAUUUUGGAACUCUAACUUUUAGACUCAAAAUAAACAUUAAGAUAUAAAACCUGUCUUUACAAACUGUUAUAUUCAACAUUACUAUUGCAAAUCAGAAAAUAUAAUAAUUAAAGGCACCCUCCCUCAGGCUGUUCCCAAAGUCAAGAUCACUGGAGGCACUGAAAGAUAGUAGCUCUUCGCCCAGAACUAGGCUCAGCGUCCUCACGGACAAUAACUUCCAGUGUUCCCCAGCCGUUUCUUUUCUUUUUCUUUUUCUUUUAUUUUGUUUUUAAGAUUGAAGUGUGAGAUGAAGUUUUUCUUUUAAUAUUUUUUUGUUCAUAUUUUAUUUAUUCAUUUGAGAGCGACAGACACAGAGAGAAAGACAGAUAGAGGGAGAGAGAGAGAAUGGGUGCGCCAGGGCUUCCAGCCUCUGCAGACGAACUCCAGACGCGUGCGCCCCUUGUGCAAGAUGAAGUUUUUAAGACUGACUUUUGUACCUGCAUCUUCUUACCUUCCCUCCCUCCUUUCCUUCUCUGCAUUGUUUACUUUUUUUUUUGGUACUAAGUUUUAUAAAAUACUUAUCACUUUUUUGUAGGUGAGUACUACUUUUGCAAGUCAUGAUUACCUAUCUCAGCUGCACUUUUUUGUUGUUUUGUUUUGUUUUUUCGAGGUAGGGUCUUGCUCUAGCCCAGGCUGACCUGGAAUUAACUAUGCAGUCUCAGGGUGGCCUAGAACUCACAGCGAUCCUCUUGCCUCUGCCUCUUGAGUGCUGGGAUUAAAGGCAUGCGCCAUGACGGCCAGCUCAGCUGUACUUUUAUAUUUUUAUCAUAUUGUUCUCAUUAGUAUUUUUAUGAGUUAGAUGUAAUUCUUUUCACAAAGAAUUUUUAAAAAUCUAAUAUCCUUUUUAAAGAUUAUUUGAAGAAUUUUGGCAAGUUACAAAUUAAACCUUUUUUUUUUUUUUUUUGAGGUAGGGUCUUGCUCUAUCACAGGUUAACCUGGAAUUCACUAUGUAGUCUCAGGCUGGCCUCAAAUUCAUAGCGAUCAUCCUACCUCUGCCUCCCGAGUGUUGGGAUUAAAGCUGUGCAUUAUAAUGCCUGGUCCACAAAUUAAACAUUUGCCCUGAUUCACAAACUAACAUUUAGUAAGUAAGCAAACAACUUUAUAAUUAAUAGCAAUCAAGAAGAUAGUUCACACUUUUAGAGGUGUAUAUCUCAUUUUAGGGGACAGGGAUUUAAAAUGUGACUUAAUAAAAGGUUGUAACAAAAGUAAUUACUGAUUGUUACAUUUUAAGUGUCAGAUAUUCCCAUAUGACCCUUGAGUUUGAGAUGAUUUAACUAGCAUGAAGCCCAUCUUUGAGAGGCAUAAAGAAAACUAAUCAUGUACACGUAAGUUAUUCAGUUUUUUCAUGUUCAUCAAGAAAUUCUUGAUUUAAUUCACAUUGAAUACAUACUGGCCUAGAUUCUCGUCUUCCCUCUAAUAUCUGUAUUGAUACAAAGAUGUACCGUCUCUUUAUAAGUUACCAUAUGUCCAUCUCUACCUGUUUGAUGGCCAUUAUAGACCAACAUAUGUAGCUUGUCUACUCACAAGGGCUAAGAGGAGAACUCAGAAAUGAGACUUCAGUUGAAUAUGAUUUAUCUGUAGGGCACAUUAGUUCUCUUCAUGCUUUGCUGUGCUGCGAAGUAUGUGUCUUUAAAAUAUUUUAUAAGAAUUCCUAUGUUAAUCUUUAGGCCAGAUUUGUAUCUCUGAUGCCUUUAAUGUACUUUUAAAAUAAAGGUUGGAAAAUAAAAAUACUGAAAAUACAAA
Messenger RNA from Jaculus jaculus (lesser Egyptian jerboa), 5055 nucleotides. RefSeq names its product G protein-coupled receptor 75 (gene Gpr75). The record is from RefSeq and is a predicted model, not a curated record. Gene Ontology annotation, molecular function: C-C chemokine receptor activity. Gene Ontology annotation, biological process: G protein-coupled receptor signaling pathway. The transcript has 2 exons. Gene Ontology annotation, cellular component: membrane. Bases 217 to 1857 code for a protein of 546 amino acids. Lineage: Eukaryota; Metazoa; Chordata; Mammalia; Rodentia; Dipodidae.